CACAGCUGAUGUGUCGUCGGAUGGUAUUUGCGCGUAUGUGAAAGUCGAUCCAUAGUAGAGUGCCUGAUCUUAUUUUAAUUUUUGUCAUGAAUUCGAACACGUUAAACUAUCCGUAGUUGCAAAAUUUUGUCAGUUUUUUAUGCAUCAUUCUGCAAGUUGAAAUCAGCAACCUCUUCGUGCGCCAUCGAAUAACUGACCUUUGAACAUUUGACACCUACGGGGCUCUUAAAUCGUCGGAACGGCGAAAUAAACAAAGUAUUGCCUCGUUUGGGAAAGGCGAAAAUGUCACACUAUAGUGAUGCUGAAGAAUCGCUGACGGAAUUGGACUGCGGGUUGCGUAAAAGAAAAAUAUGGGACCCGGAAACGGAGUCGAUCGCCUCCGAAAUCAAAGAUUUACUCGAGGAAGAUGUCAAUUCAUUGGUUGAAGAGGAUUGCGUCGGUUGCCCCCUGCCUUCCACCCCCGAAGAUGAAAACGUUUUAGAUUCCGAGAUGACCGACGUGCUGAAGGCAGCCGUGUUAGGUACAGCCACGUUGCCAAACUUUACAGGUGAUGAGCUAGACAUAGCGGCGCUAGCUCAGAAUGCCGCCACCCAAGCCGAGCACGUCGUGCGAAAGAUGAUUCAAGUGGGUUGGAGCGUUUGCCAUUUUCAUCACCUGCCCGGAUGGUUGCAGGACAACGAUUUUCUGGUCAGGGGCCACAGGCCUCCCCUGCCCAGUUUCCGCGCGUGUUUCAAGAGCAUUUUCAGGAUCCACACCGAGACGGCCAACAUUUGGACUCACCUGCUCGGCUGCGUGGCGUUUAUAGGUAUCGCCAUUUAUUUCCUGAUGCGUCCGAAUUUGGAGAUCGAGAUCCAGGAAAAGUUCGUGUUCGGGGCGUUUUUCGCUGGCGCGAUCAUAUGCCUCGGGUUCUCGUUCGUGUUCCACACCGUCAAUUGUCACUCGCAGUUCGUCGGCAAACUGUUUUCGAAGCUGGACUAUUGCGGGAUCGCGAUGCUGAUCAUGGGCAGCUUCGUGCCGUGGCUAUACUACGGCUUUUACUGCCACUUCAAACCAAAGGUUAUAUACCUGUCCAUAGUAUGUUUUUUGGGUCUCACGAGCAUCAUGGUGAGUUUAUGGGACAAAUUUUCGGAAUCCGGGUGGCGGCCGUUCCGUGCAGCAGUCUUCAUGACCUUCGGACUCAGCGGCAUAAUCCCGGCCAUCCAUUAUGGUUUCGUCGAAGGCUGGUUGAACAACGUCAGCCAGAAGUCGCUGGGCUGGCUCAUCCUGAUGGGAGUUCUUUACAUCGUCGGGGCGAUGCUGUACGCCCUGCGGGUACCGGAGAGGUGGUUCCCCGGCAAGUUCGACAUCUGGUUCCACUCCCAUCAAAUAUUUCACGUAUUCGUAUUGGGCGGGGCGCUGGUCCACUAUCACGGCAUAUCGGAGAUGGCGAUGCACAGGGUGACGAUAGGACAGUGCGAAAUACCGGACACCCUCAUUUACUGAAUCGCAAAACCAAAGAAUGUUUAUUUCAAAAGUUGAAAUUUGUUUUUGUUAUCUUUGUUUUUGUCUCCGCGUUUUUCGACGAAUUUUACACGUCCCUGUUCCUUUCGUUCGCCAUUAAGAAUAAACACAUAAACGAACUGAUUAUAUAAA
This is a messenger RNA of Cylas formicarius (sweet potato weevil), 1632 nucleotides long. RefSeq names its product adiponectin receptor protein-like. NCBI's taxonomy places the organism in Eukaryota, Metazoa, Arthropoda, Insecta, Coleoptera, Brentidae. Gene Ontology annotation, molecular function: signaling receptor activity. Gene Ontology annotation, biological process: adiponectin-activated signaling pathway. Bases 283 to 1482 code for a protein of 399 amino acids. The record is from RefSeq and is a predicted model, not a curated record. Gene Ontology annotation, cellular component: plasma membrane. The transcript is spliced from 7 exons.